AAUACCACAAAUUGUUGGGAUCCCGUGUUCUGGCCUCGAUCAUCAGUGAAGUCAUUGUUUCAGUCCGGGGCUUUCAUCCGCGUUGCACCAAACAUAGAGGUGAGAGAUAUGGAGGACCUCAUUGCUGUACUCACGAGCUGGUCUGUGCAAUUUAUGGCAGCACUGGUUUUCCUGUACGUGCUGCUGAAGAGUUUCAAGACAGUAAGAUAUACGGCCGGGAAACGACCUCCUGGGCCCCCAUCGUUGCCACUGAUUGGCCAUCUCCAUCACCUUUUAUUCGGGUUGCCUCACCACUCCUUCAUCAAAAUCGCUGAAAAAUAUGGACCCAUAGUGUGGCUGGAAGUGGGAGCUUUACGUCUUGUGGUUGUAACUUCUUCAGAUAUCGCCAGGGAGGUUUUGAAGACUCAAGAUCACAUAUUUGCGUCUCGCCCUCCAGGGAUUAUGACGGACAUGGUGUUCAGCAAAGGUCAGGAUCUAGUAUUUAGUCCUUUGAAUGACAACUUUCGUCGAGCCCGGAAAGUGUUUACCACAGAACUUUUUUCACAAAAGCGGAUCGACUCAUUUAAGGAUUUGAGGCGAGAUAUGACUUUGAGAACUUUGCGGACUGGAUUUGAGGAGGGUCAUGCGAAUCGUUACAUAACAUUAGCUGAUUUAUUGCACAAAGACUUCUUGAAUUUGACUACCCGAAUGUUAUUUCGAAUGGACAUGGAUGGACAUGCUCAGACCAAGGACCUUCUGGAAAUAAUCUACGAUAUAAUGCAUACAGGAUGGUUCGUAAUAGAAGAAGUCUUCCCUCUGCUUAAGCCACUUGAUCUGAGCAGACAAGUUAGAAGGUUGAAAAAUAUAGGUGAAAGAUAUUCAGAACUUAUGGAUUCCAUCAUCGACAACCGUCUGAAAGAAAAUUCCAACUCCAAGUCGAAUACUGAAGAAGACUUAUUGGACGUGCUGUUAGCUAUGAGCAAUGUUUCACGUGAUCAAGUCAAAGUACUUCUUCUGGACAUCAUCGUUGCUGGAGCUGAGACUAGCCCUGAUACGAUUGUGUGGGCAAUCACUGAGAUUCUGCGGCAUCCCAACAUUAUGGAAAGACUUCAGAGUGAGCUCGACGAUGUGAUCGGUAAAGAAAGGCUGGUUGAAGAAGCAGACCUCAAAAACCUCGAGUAUCUGCAGGCAGUGGUGAAGGAAACACUACGGCUACACCCAGUCGUUGGUUUGGGGAUUCCUCAUUUUUCUACGGAGGCAACGAAAGUAUCAGGAUACGAUAUCCCUGCCAACACCCGGUUAAUGGUGAACCUUUAUGCUAUUGGCAGAGAUGCCAAGGUUUGGGAAAAUCCUCUGAAGUUUGAUCCUUCAAGAUUCUUAAACAGCCCUGUAGAUGUGCGAGGGCACCAUCACGAGCUUCUGCCCUUCGGUGCUGGGAGAAGGAGGUGUCCGGGCAUGAAUUUGGCGCUCGUCUCUGUGGCAUAUAACAUCGCGCAGCUGAUUCAUGCGUGCACAAUCUCCCUGCCCGAAGGCUUGACUCAUCUGGACGUAGAUGUUGAAGAGAAGUUCGGAAUGACCGUAGCGAGGGGGAAUCCUCUGAAUCUACUCAUAAAGAGGCGACUGCCUUUGGACGUCUACCGUAGGGCAGGAUUGCAAUUAUCUGGUGUGUAAAGAAUUAACGCUCGUUCUUGGCUUCAAAGAAAGUUCAGUAGAAAUUAAGGCUCUGAGUUAUGCCUUUCUAACAAAGUCAAAAAUCGAUCGCCGUAUAGCUUUUUCCUCGAUAAAACAAUAUUGGGUCGGUUGACGAGGUCAACCUACCAUACUCUCAUACUAGUACUCCAAUAUGUAAAUUAUAAACAAGAGAUUGUAAAAGGUGAAACAUAUAACAUUCACAAUAAGAAUGUGGACCGUAGUAGCGCUGAGCAGAUUCAAAACUUUUUUACAGCGAUUGUGAUCAACGUGAAUAUAAAUCCUU
Molecule: messenger RNA, 1954 nt
Organism: Marchantia polymorpha subsp. ruderalis
Lineage: Eukaryota; Viridiplantae; Streptophyta; Marchantiopsida; Marchantiales; Marchantiaceae
Source: the annotation of a GenBank genome assembly